Messenger RNA from Thrips palmi, 2267 nucleotides. RefSeq names its product knirps-related protein-like. NCBI's taxonomy places the organism in Eukaryota, Metazoa, Arthropoda, Insecta, Thysanoptera, Thripidae. Gene Ontology annotation, molecular function: zinc ion binding; DNA-binding transcription factor activity; sequence-specific DNA binding. The record is from RefSeq and is a predicted model, not a curated record. The coding region runs from base 319 to 1539 and encodes 406 amino acids. Gene Ontology annotation, biological process: regulation of DNA-templated transcription. The transcript is spliced from 3 exons.
AGCCAGGUGCGCAUCGCCCGGCCGUCCGUGCCGCUCGCCGCUCCGUCCGAUACCCCGAUACGUCGGCUGCCCUGCCGGCCCUGCCCCUCUGCGUGCAACUGCGUGCCUGCGCGUCAGCAAGAACGUCGUCACCGUCAGUGCGCGUGACGCCGUGACAGUGCGAGUGCCAGUGCCAGUGACAUCCGUGCGACUGUUGUGGUGUGGAGUGGGCGUCGUCUGCUAGCGCGGCGAAGCGAGGCGUAGCGAGGCGCCCCGAAGAGGCGCCCAGGACGUGGUGCAGUGAGUGUUGCGACCCUGGCUCACGGACCAGCCUUGUUGAUGAGGCAGGACGAGAUCCGCUUCUCGUUCGCGCAGGCCCCGUCGCUGUCCCCGUCCGUCAGCCCCGCCAGCCUCAAGAUGGACCCCUCGGCGCAGACGGUGGGGGUUGGCGUGGGGGUCUUCGGUCCCGGGGGCAUCCCGGGGCCCGUGCUGGACAACUGUCUCACGAUGAACCAGCAGUGCAAAGUGUGCGGCGAGCCGGCGGCGGGCUUCCACUUCGGCGCUUUCACCUGCGAGGGCUGCAAGUCGUUCUUCGGCCGGACGUACAACAACCUGGGCUCCAUCACCGAGUGCAAGAACCAAGGGUCGUGCGUCAUCAACAAGAAGAACCGCACGUCGUGCAAGGCGUGCCGGCUGCGCAAGUGCCUGCUGGUGGGCAUGUCCAAGAGCGGCUCGCGGUACGGCCGCAGGUCCAACUGGUUCAAGAUCCACUGCCUGCUGCAGCAGCAGAGCCAGAACCAGGGCGCCACCCCCAGCCCCACGUCGCCGUUCUACCCCGGGGCCUUCCUGCACAGCCCGUUCCUGGGCGCCGGGCAGCCCGGCCAGCUCGGGGACUUUGGCCACCACCACCCCGCCCUGGGGCUGCACGCCGACCACGUCAAGGAGGAGCAGGCCCGCAGCGAGCGCGUCGAACGCAGCGAGCGGUCCGAGCGGUCCGCCAGCUCGCACUCGGAGUACAGCUCGUCGGGCGAGAAUGACCACGACUCGAGCAGGUCGCCGAACACCUUCAUCCGGCCGCCCUCCUCGCACCAGACGCCGUCGCCCUUCAGCGAGCCCGAGCUCCUCAGCGCGCGGGCCAAGUUCGUGUCCGAGGCCAUGAGGUCGCCGACGCCGCCCCCCAUGAGCUACACGACGCCGCCACCCCUGCCCGGCGCCGUCGCCUCCCCCAGGGUCCUGUUCCCGCCGCUGCCCAUGGUCCCCGGCGUUGCGAGGCCCGGGCUGGCGCCCACCCUCAUGUUCCUCGACCCCAGCUGCCCACCCCGCGCCGGCGGCGACCUGGCGCUGGCUAGCCCCGCCCUGGGAGGCGUCGCGGAGGACCAGGACCAGCCCAUGGACCUGUCCGUCAAGGGCACCACCCUCUCCGCGAGAACGUCGCCGUCCCCCGCCCACUCCCCCGCCAAGCUGCCAUCAGAGCACGGCGACGAGGGCACCAAAGACACCAAGGAGUGCGUGCUGGACCUCACGAGCAAGCGUGGCUGCGAAGUUCCUCAAUCCGGCUAACUGUAGGAUUUAGGUUUAGUGAUGCGGUGCGGCUUUUAUUAAUUGUAUUUCGCCACCGCUGUUUAAAUUUAAAUUAGAUGAAAUUUGAAGUUUUACUCUGUGAAUUUUUGUGGAGACGUGUCGCGAUGCACUUUGUGUGAAGUGGCUUGUUUAGUUCGUUCUAUUCAAUUUGAGUUGUACUAAUGCAACGAUGUUUCUUUAAGUUAUUUUUACUUUUGUCGCGUUAAACGUAAGACACCAUGGUGAUAGCACGCACUUUUGUGUUGUGUGGCUGAAAAUUAGUUGUAGGACGUCUUGGUGUUAAUGUAUACCAAUGAUAAAAAAAGUGAUUUAAGAAAAAACUAGUUUAAAUGGGCGUAUUGUAUCCUUUAUAGUGUAUUAUUUAUUUCCAGAGUUUUAUUAUAAUUGUGCUUCAACUACUUUUCGUCUAAAACACAAUUGUUUAAAACAAAAUGUUUUAGUUGGAAUGUUUGUAUGCACAGGUUCAGCCCAACGAAGUCAUAAAUACUAUUUUUAUAUUAUGAUAUUAUUUGUACACAGUAAAAUAUCUGAAAUGAUCGAUGUUGAUAUAAAUUGUGUGUCAUAGUAAGCUAUUUGUACAUAUACAAUUGUUUGAUUAUUGUACAUAGUUCAAAGACGUUCGUGUUUCACUAUUAUGGCACACAUUAUGUUUGUACAUUUGUUGUGUUUGAGCAUGAGUAAACGGAACCAAUGAGUACAAAACUGAA